CAAGCCUCGAUUUAUUUUAGGACAGAUCCGAUCUAUUUCUCUUCAUCACAUUCUGAACCGGAUGCGUUUAUACAGGCUUCCCAUCUCUCUUACAGUUCGGUCAGCCAUUAAACCCCGCCCCUCAUUUAGCAACAAGAACAUCGGCUUUCUUUCGCAAGCACUUUCUGGUACCGCCACGCGAGCAUUUCACCAAUCUCCGGCCUCCUCUUUUCUCACUAAGAUGACUGUUCCCAAUGGCACCAACCCCGGGAAACCGGUCCUAUUCUUCGACAUUGACAACUGUCUCUACCCAAGGAGUAGCAAAGUACAGGAUCUCAUGGCGGAGUUGAUUGACAAGUACUUUGAAGAGCAUCUCAACCUCCCCUGGGACGAUGCUGUCAAACUACACCAGGAGUACUACAAAAACUAUGGUCUGGCCAUCGAAGGACUGGUCCGUCACCACCAGAUUGACCCUCUGGAGUACAACACCAAGGUCGACGACGCUCUGCCCCUGGAGGGAAUCAUCAAGCCCAACCCAGAGCUGCGUCAGCUGCUCGAGGAUAUCGACAGAAGCAAGGUGAAGGUAUGGCUUCUCACGAAUGCGUAUGUCACCCACGGCAAGCGAGUCGUCAAGUUGCUCGGCAUUGACGACCUCUUUGAGGGUCUUACAUUCUGCGACUACGCCGAGAUGCCCCUGGUCUGCAAGCCUCACCCAGACAUGUACCGAAAAGCUAUGAAACACGCUGGCGUGGAAAGAGUGGAAGACUGUUAUUUUGUUGAUGACAGUUUUGCAAACUGUGCCGCUGCAAAGAAGUUGGGCUGGACGGCAGCGCACUUGGUGGAAGAAGAUGUCCCACAACCAGAAGUCCAAGCAUCACAGUAUCAGAUCCGCCACUUGCGAGAGCUGCGACAAGUCUAUCCCCAAUUUUUCAAGAGCUCCUAAAGAGUGUAAAGCCAUUUGCUUAGAGGGUUGUACCCUGGAUGGUAUAGAUAGAAGCGGCGCUGAGAGUUACAAUUUACUAGAAGAGGAGGGAGAUGUCGUUAUAGCUUACAUAGAUGAAUUCAAGAUUUAUAUGUAGAUACCAUGCGAAUAUCUU
Trichoderma harzianum CBS 226.95 is the source of this 1076-nucleotide messenger RNA. RefSeq lists its product as hypothetical. Gene Ontology annotation, molecular function: nucleotidase activity. Gene Ontology annotation, biological process: nucleotide catabolic process; pyrimidine nucleobase metabolic process. The transcript has 4 exons. The record is from RefSeq and is a predicted model, not a curated record. NCBI's taxonomy places the organism in Eukaryota, Fungi, Ascomycota, Sordariomycetes, Hypocreales, Hypocreaceae. Bases 221 to 922 code for a protein of 233 amino acids.